AUGGCGGUUUGUUUUUCUUUCUCUCACCGGAGAGCAGCCGCCUCCGUUUGUUUGUUCACUCUACUUUGGGCUGCGGCGGCGGAAUCAUUUCAGUGUAACUCCACCGGCGUCACCUGUAGCGCACUGGUGGACUAUGCGUCCCCGAACGCCACAACCUUGGCCGCCAUUCAGUCCCUUUUCAAUCUCCCCGCCUUCACUUCCCUCCUCGCCGCCAACCGCUUUUCUCCCUCAACUCCCACCACCCAGAAUGUCUCCCCCGGCCAGACCCUCAAGAUUCCUUUCCCUUGCAUCUGCGCCAACGGCACCGGAGUCUCUAACCGGAUCCCCGUCUACACCGUCGUCCACGGCGAUUCGCUGUAUCACAUCGCCGCCGAGGUGUUCUCCGGCCUGGUGACUUACCAGGAUAUCCAGAGGGUGAAUGGUAUCCCGGAUGCCAACAAGAUUGAGCCGGGCCAGAAGCUGUGGGUCCCCCUCCCCUGCAGCUGCGGCGACGUGGACGGCCACAAGGUGGUUCAUUAUGGAUAUCUGGUGCCCAACGGAAGCACCGUGGAUGGCAUCGCCAACCAGUUCGGCACUACUCCCGACACCCUGUCUACCCUCAAUGGCUUGGCCGGUCCCAAUGAUUUGGAAGCCGGCGCCAUUAUUGAUGUUCCACUCAGAGCUUGUGAUUCCAUGAUAAGUAAUAACUCCGUAGACUACCCAUUACUCGUUCCCAAUGGCUCUUAUGCUCUCACUGCCAACGAUUGCGUGAAAUGUGACUGCGCUUCUGCAAACAACUGGAUGUUGCAAUGUUCGCCAAGCCAGAUGAAACCAACUCCUAAUAAUACUUGGAGAUCAUGCCCAAGCAUGAAUUGCCAGCAGGGUUUGCUCCUUGGAAACACCAGUAGUUCAAGUUGCAACACCUGUGCUUAUGCUGGUUAUUCCAACCAAUCCAUCUUCACCACCACUGCACCCAUCUCUACUUGUUCCGGUUCAAUGGAGUUGGCUUCUACUGGUGUAUCCAUUACAGUUUUUAACACUCUCUCGGACUUAUUCAAUAUUCCUCUCCUUGGCGUUGCCACUUCUUUUUUGGCUGAAGAUAUUCCAAAGAUUACAGAGCAAGUUUCUGUGACAGGUCUUCAAGGCAUUUUCCGUGGCAUCAAGAAACUCCAUUAUAUUGUUUAG
Messenger RNA from Oldenlandia corymbosa var. corymbosa, 1164 nucleotides. NCBI's taxonomy places the organism in Eukaryota, Viridiplantae, Streptophyta, Magnoliopsida, Gentianales, Rubiaceae. The record is from the annotation of a GenBank genome assembly.